AUGGCCGAACGGGUGACGGGUGACCAAGUCUUCUGCCACGAGUGCGAACACCAAUGGCCUAGGAGCGAGCAUGGGCUCACCUGCCCAUACUGUCAGUCGGAGUUUGUCGAAAUACUUGAGGAGGAUAACGAACAGAGCGAAGAUACCCACUCCGAACCCCGACUUCAACAGCAACAGCAGCAGCAGCAGCAGCAGCAACCGUAUAACCCUGGCCCGACCAUGUUCUCUGGCUUCAACAAUUUUUUACCCAAUCACCAAACGUUCCACGAAAACAACGCAAAUGGGCACGUCACCCGCCAUCACUACCACUCCAACGAUGGUAGAUUUCAAUUUACAAGUACCACUAUUCGGUCUCCAAGAAGCGGAGGAGGUAUCAGACUGGCGAUGAACGGAAAUGCAGGACAUCCAGGUGCCGCCGAAGACCCCCUUGUACCCAUAUUUCGCAACUUCAACGCCAUCCUACAAGGCAUAGCAGAAACACAGCCCAACAGAGGUGGAAUACCGCCCGGCUAUGGAUAUCAAAACCAAAACCAGCCACGCAAUAAUAACUAUCGAGACACGGACCCCCCAGAGAUAUUAGGUGGAGGGCUAUGGCCACAGGAUGCAAAUCACCCACAGGGGAACAACCCCCAGCCACUGCAUAACUUCAACGAUAUUCUAGGUUUCUUACAGGGCGCUCCUCCCCCAGCUUACAAUGGCGGUGGAUUUGUAUUAGGCAACCCUCUCGCCGUCAUCGCCCAGGCUCUCGGGAUGCACCGACAUGGUGACGCCGUCUAUUCCCAAGAAGAACUAGACCGCGUAAUAUCUGAACUUGUGGACCAGAACAUGAAUGGUGGUGCACCCGCUCCAGCCUCUGACGAUGCCAUUCGAGCUCUACCAAAGAAGAAAGUCGAUAAAGCUAUGCUAGGCAGUGAGGGCAAGGCUGAAUGCUCCAUAUCUGCAUUUCAGCGUGGUUGCAUGAGCAUGAUACAUGCCCACAUUGUCGACAGGGAAUAA
Molecule: messenger RNA, 996 nt
Organism: Arthroderma uncinatum
Lineage: Eukaryota; Fungi; Ascomycota; Eurotiomycetes; Onygenales; Arthrodermataceae
Product: ring finger protein 126
Exons: 4
Coding region: 1-996 (331 amino acids)
Source: RefSeq, a predicted model, not a curated record